Ooceraea biroi (clonal raider ant) is the source of this 1802-nucleotide messenger RNA. RefSeq names its product putative nuclease HARBI1. The record is from RefSeq and is a predicted model, not a curated record. NCBI's taxonomy places the organism in Eukaryota, Metazoa, Arthropoda, Insecta, Hymenoptera, Formicidae.
AAAGCCCGGUGUCCACGAUGCUAGAAAUCGGUCCGAGUUCUCGGUCCCAGAUCUCGGACAAUAAUGUUUACACUCGAACAAACAUAGAUAGCGCUGUAAUCGAGUUACGAUUCUAAUUUCAAUCUGUGUCAUAUGUACCAACAUGAACGCCAAAUCGAACAAAAUACUAAGUUCUAACCUUAAAAAGAAAUUGUAAAUGCUUCGUUUGUAUAGUGUGAUUCUAUUCUGAAACAAAAUUUAAUACAAUACGAAAUCUUCGAAAAAUUAUAUUAAAAUUGUGUACUCAUAUUUUGUCUGCUACAAUGUCUGUUAAAUUGAAGCAAUUAAUCGCAAUUGCUUCACUAGUUGAAAUUGUGGAGGAAGAAGAAAAGGAUACAAUAAAGAAAGUACGAGAAAAAAAGCGUCAUCGAAUAUGGACACGGGAAUGGAUAUCCCGAAGAAAUCGCGAAUUACGAGGCACAAUUAAUUUAGCUCAUAUAGAGCUGAGAAAUGAGGAUGCUGAUUAUUUUCAAAGAUUUUUUGGAUUGCGACAUGAUUUAUUUGAUCGACUUCUGGAACUAGUAACACCUUAUAUACAACGUCAAAAUACUAAUAUGAGAGAAUGUAUAUCUCCUAAGGAACGAUUGUCACUAACUCUGAGAUUUUUGGCUACUGGUGAGAGUUAUAGAAGUUUAGAAUAUUCAACAAGAAUUCCAGCAUGUACAAUUUCUCGAAUAAUUCCUGAGACAUGUCGUGUUAUAUAUGAAGUUCUUCGAGACGAUUACUUGCGGAUACCAACUACAACUGCUGAAUGGGAAGAAAUAGCAAAUAAGUAUCUUGAAAUGUGGAACGUUCCAAAUUGCAUUGGUUCCCUCGACGGUCGACAUAUAGAAUUUAAAGUACCACUUCAAGAUGGAUCAUUUUAUCGAAAUUAUAAGGGAACGAACAGUAUUGUUCUCUUAGGAUUAGUCAAUGCCCAUUAUCAAUUCAUGUAUAUCAAUGUCGGUGUUAAUGGUAGGGUAAGCGAUGGAGGGGUGUUUCGUGACAGUGACUUAUCGCAAUUUAUAAAUGAUCCACAAAAUACACUUAAUGUGCCUAGAGAUAAACCAUUACCUGGUAUGAAUGAACCUGUUCCUUAUGUCAUUUUAGCUGACGCUGCCUUUCCGUUACAAAAUCAUAUAUUAAAACCUUAUCCAUCACGAAAUUUAUCGUAUGAUGAGCGAAUAUAUAACUAUAGAUUAAGUAGAGGUAGAAGAAUCGUCGAAAAUGCGUUCGGUAUUUUAGCAAACAGAUUUCGCGUUCUUUUAACACAAAUUUACCUUCCUGUUGGGACAGUUCAACAAAUAACUCUUGCAUGUUGUGCUUUACACAAUUAUCUUUCUAAAGAAAAUGCUACUUACUUACUUGGAGCUGUAGACUUUGAAAAUGUAGAAGAUCGAGCUGUACUACAUGCUCCAUGGAGAAAUGAUAACGUACAGUUACGCAAUUUAGAAAUUAUUAAUGUAAGACCUAACAGAAAUGUAAUGCAUAUUCGUAACGUUUUUAAAGAAUAUUUCAACAGCGUUGGGAGAGUGGAAUGGCAAGAUUUUAUGGUUUAACUUUCUAUCAAAUUUUUAUAUAUGUACUGCUGUUUAUUAUAAAUGUAUUAUAUAUGUAUUGCUUAAACUUUUUAUGCAUAUAUUAAUAAAUAUAUAAUCUUACAUAAUUAAAUGUAUUAAUAUUUUUUAUUAUAACAGAUACAUAACAAAGAUAAAUUAAACGCCUCACCAUUCUUCUUCUUUUCGUCUCGAGAACUCUCUAAUGCUUUAAAUUAAAUCCUUGUA